AUGUCAUCAGAAAGUAGGUUCCAGCAACGACUUGUUGAAACAAUUAAGACUGGAAAGCUUGAAGAUUUUAUUGCCUUGAAGGUCAGCAAGAACGAAAUUAAUACAAAACUUCUUCCAACAGAAAAUAUCAUUCCAGUACCUAAAUAUUCUACAAAGGAUACAUAUUUUUGCCCCAAAGAACCAACACCAUUAAUGCUUGCAGUUCUUUGCGAGCGUGAUGACAUAGUUAAAUAUAUACUCGAUAACUUAGAACCAAAACUUGAAAUUAAAUCUAACGGAUUCAAUGCUUUUCAUUUAUCAGUACUUACUAAAGAUCAUAAGUGCUUUGAUCUUUUAUUCUCCUGCCAAUAUUAUCAAGAACACGUCGAUGAACCAAUUGAAAUUCCAGCACAAACCAAGAAAGAAUUCGAAACAAUUAUUAUUCAUCCAGCUGUAUCAUGUUCUAACUACUAUGCUGUCCUUGCUUUGCUAUCUCGUCCCCCAGAAAUUAAAUAUCCAGAUAAAUCAAGAACAAGUGAUGAACCAUUUGUAUACAAAUCAGUUGAUGUGAAUGCAGUAUCACAAACUGGCUCUACACCAUUGAAAAUUUCCGUUCAUUGUAGGAAUACAGAUAUGGUUUGCAUAUUAAAGUUUUUUGGAGCAUCAAAUACGGAACCAAAAGAAUCAAAUGCUCAAGAUUACUUAGAUAUGCUUGUUAACAAACUCAAAGAGUCCAAUUCUCAAUCAAAAGAGAAACAACUACAAGAAUACGAACAAAUUCAAAAAUACAUGAAUGAAAAAGAUAUUUAUUCAGAUCUUAACAGGAUCAAGAUUCAAUGUGGAUUUAAACAAUUAGAUAUGGAUGAAGAAGAAGAGGAUUAUAAUGAUAUUCCUGUUGCUGCAGCACCAACAGUGAACAAAUACAAUGAAAACAUUGUUCAAUCAAUUGCAAAGUCUGCCAAAUCUCACAUUUGCCAUGGCAAUAACUGCAAUAGAGAAGGAACAAUUCUAUAUGAUGUGGAUGGCUUUUAUUAUUGCCAAGUUUGUUAUGAAAAAGCUAAGAAACGCUAA
Trichomonas vaginalis G3 is the source of this 1050-nucleotide messenger RNA. RefSeq names its product spectrin binding. Lineage: Eukaryota; Parabasalia; Trichomonadida; Trichomonadidae. The record is from RefSeq and is a predicted model, not a curated record. The coding region runs from base 1 to 1050 and encodes 349 amino acids. The transcript has a single exon. Gene Ontology annotation, molecular function: protein binding.